AUGCCUUUUGUCCUUACUGUUAACCAAGGUCUUGAAGAUAAAUUGGUAUCCAAUCUGAUGUUGAUGGAAGAAAAAGGGUGGGAUGUAGAGAUCAUAGAAGAUAUGUUUGAAGAACGUGAUGCCCAACUGAUUUUGAGUAUUCAACUGAGUGACUCAACAACCGUGAAUUCAUGGCAUUGGAUGAUGGAAAAUUCGAGUUUCUAUACCGCCAAAAGUGCUUAUAAUUAUCUUCAAGCUUCAAGUGGUAGUUGGCUUCAUUUUGAUGAUGAGAGCUAUUGGAAAAGGCUUUGUAAGAUUGAUGUUCCUUCGAAGGUUCUUCACUUUUUGUGGAGGGCUUGUUCUCUCCCCACGAAAGUUCAACUUAGCACUAAGCAUGUGAAUGUCGAUCUUAUAUGUCCUCUAUGCAACGUCUACUAUGAGACGAUUUUUCACGUGCUUGUUGGAUGUCGGUUUGCCCAAGCUUGCUGGCACCUCUCGGCCGCUGUAGUUGCUACUGGUGUGGACGAGUUCAGCAGCUGGUUUUUCAGCCUUAUAGACAGCAAGCAAACUGAGUUCAGUCGGCAAGAAAGGCCCCUUGAUCAAUGGCGCGUUGCAAACAAGAACACAGCAACUUCUUUUGCUACUGGUGUACUUUCUAAUAGCAACAUUUGGCGCAAACCAAUGGGUGGAAAGAUCAAGGUAAAUGUUGACGGUGCUAUCUUUGAAGCUCAACGAAUGUUUAGUUUUGGUUGUGUGGCGCGUGAUCAUGCGAGUCAGCUCUUGGAAGCAAUUUCGGAUUCAAAAUUUGGAGUGGUGUUGCCUGAAAUUGCCGAAAUUGUUGGUAUGAAGGAAGCAUUAAGCUGGAUUAAAGAAAAGGGUGGGAGGAUGUGUUCAUCGAGACGGAUUCGUUAA
This is a messenger RNA of Cannabis sativa, 891 nucleotides long. RefSeq lists its product as uncharacterized. The record is from RefSeq and is a predicted model, not a curated record. NCBI's taxonomy places the organism in Eukaryota, Viridiplantae, Streptophyta, Magnoliopsida, Rosales, Cannabaceae. The coding region runs from base 1 to 891 and encodes 296 amino acids. The transcript is spliced from 2 exons.